CAUGGAUUUACAAACUAAAAAACCUACUAUUUUGGAAUUUCGCUGGUUACUUCUUAUCUGCGUCUGCAUAAAUGUUUCAGCAAUAUCAGCAAAACGAUGCAGCAAGCACUGAAUGACAUUUGUGGAGCACAUCUACAUCACAGCUGACAGCACUGAUGAGGCAAGCAGAGAGGACAAUCCAUCCCAAAUAAAGCGACCCUGGGUUUGAAUAUACAGGGUCUUCUCCAUCUUGAACUUCUCCGAAGGUUUACCUGCCUGCCCUCAACAAGAGCCAAGCCUUGCUGCAUGAGGAAGUGCACCACAGCACCCAUCCCGAGGCCAAUGACAGGUCUCUGAAGGUCACGUGGGGUCUAUGAAGGUCACGGCUCCCUACGUCUCCUUUAGCUGCCCUGAAGGUGCCAAUGUCACUCUGAAAUGCUCCCUCCAUGGCCACCUGGCUGACAUGCAUGACAAAAUGGGGAGGAACUGGCUCUUCAGCGCAGGGAGGAGCCUUGAGUGCAAGGAGAAGGUUCACCCGCGCCACCUGAAGGACAAUGGCACCCACCCGGGGGUGUUCCUGUCCUCCGACCACAAGGGCACCUUCUGGAUGAUUCUCGCCAACCUCACUGUGGCGGACCAGGGCGGCUACUGCUGCUACGUGUACGAUAUCAACACGGAGCACAACAAACUCCACCUGCUGAGCAGCGAGCACGCCUACAUAGAGCUCAACAUCACCAAGAACGGCAGCAGCUCCAAUCAGAAGUGUGUCUCCCACACUGCCCCUCAUACUCCCGAGGACAGCAAGGACGGCUCAACAGCGCUGGGCUUAGCGACAGCAGGGAGCAUCUUAGGAGUCUUGUCCCUGCCUGUCAUCCUCCUGCUGGUGUACAAGCAGAGGCAGAGCACUGUAUCUAACAGACGAGCCCAUGAGCUUGUGAGGAUGGACAGUGAGGCCGUGGGUCAAGAGAACCCCGUUUUCGACGAGUUGCCGCCCCGCAGUGUGAAGACCCGCAGCGCCACUCAGAUAUUGACGAGGCAGUCAUCAGAGACAGGGCGCCACCUACUGUCUGAGCCCGGCACCCCACUCUCCCCGCCGGCACUCGGGGACUGCUUCUUCCCUUCGCAAGAACCCAUUCCGGAAUCACCUGAUUUAAUAAACGUAUAGAAUAAUAAUAAAAUAAA
Messenger RNA from Polyodon spathula (Mississippi paddlefish), 1161 nucleotides. Its product is annotated as V-type immunoglobulin domain-containing suppressor of T-cell activation-like. Gene Ontology annotation, cellular component: plasma membrane. The record is from RefSeq and is a predicted model, not a curated record. Gene Ontology annotation, biological process: regulation of immune response; negative regulation of CD4-positive, alpha-beta T cell proliferation; positive regulation of regulatory T cell differentiation. Bases 353 to 1144 code for a protein of 263 amino acids. NCBI's taxonomy places the organism in Eukaryota, Metazoa, Chordata, Actinopteri, Acipenseriformes, Polyodontidae. The transcript is spliced from 8 exons.